AUGAACCCUUCGGCCUUUGUCACCACACCAACUCCUUCACUGUCCAACUGGCCCCAAUCGAGCACGAGUCAAGCCACGAACGUCAACGGCGUCGGUGCGGGUGACUCGUCCGCUGCUCCUUCCGGCAUGGACGCCGACCCUUCUCUCCUCGCAUCCACAUCCGCUUCUAGCUCCGACCCCACCACUUUCUCAAGUGCCAACGACACAACCUCCUCUCUAGGAGCACCACCCACCACCCAACCCGAGCCCUUUGAAGAACCCGCUCCAGAACCCAAGACGGCCAAAGAGCGAGCCCAAGACCAACGCGACGUGCAGCUCGCCGAACUGCUCGAGAUGAUGGACGAGUGGCAACCCAUCAUACCGGACGAAGUGACCGACUACUUUUUGCAAAAGAACGGAUUCGAGACGGAUGAUCCGCGGGUGUGAGUCUCGAUCGGAGUUGACUCGGGUCCGCGCGCUUUCCUUGCCGAGCUCACAAAUGGCUCGUGGUGGUGUCCACAGCAAACGAUUACUGGCACUUGCGGCACAACGAUUCGUCAGUUCGAUCGCCGCCGAUUCGUUCCAGUACGCAAGGGCAAGGACGGCGGCGAGCAAGAGCUCAGGGUCCAAAGCCAAGGUUCGUUCGGCGUUCUCGUUUUCCGAGCUUCGACCGGAUGGAUACUCAUCCCCAGCCUGCAUACUUUCAGGGUCGAACGCGGACCGUGCUUACGAUGGACGACCUCUCGGCAGCUCUCAAGGACUAUGGCGUCGGAGCGGAUCGUGCAGCCUAUUACCUCUGA
Messenger RNA from Microbotryum saponariae, 779 nucleotides. The record is from the annotation of a GenBank genome assembly. NCBI's taxonomy places the organism in Eukaryota, Fungi, Basidiomycota, Microbotryomycetes, Microbotryales, Microbotryaceae.